UGUAAUGCAGGUGAAGUAAUUGUGUUGAACAUAACGUAGAUGAUGUUGUGAUGGUGAUGUAAACUUGGCUCCCAUCCACUGCUGCAACUAGAGCCUUGUGAACACUGAGUGCUGGGAAGUCUCAGGGGAUAUCAGCAAAAAGCAGGUUCUGACAUGAUGGAUGCCUUUUGGAGAUCCGCUGGUAUAUAAUGCCCUGGAUGUAAAGCAUAAGAGCCUCCUGUGUGUGUAUAUCUGAUUUUGGAGUAGUUAGCGAGCAGACGUAGGGGCUCGGAGAGUGUCCGUCUGCCCACAAUGGAGUUAGCUCACAGCCUUCUCCUGAAUGAGGAGGCUCUCAAACGGAUACCUGAGUCCAAGAGGCCUGUCUUUGUCUUUGAGUGGCUUCGCUUCCUUGAUAAAGUCCUCCGAGCUGCCCAUUCCUCCAAAGUCGGACAUCAAAGGAAGUCAGAAUAAGCUCAUAGAACAAUUGACCAAUCAGAUCAGUGAAUCGCCGGGUCCUCCAACACGGAAAUUACUCGCACGCUGUCUGGCAACUUUGUUCAGCGUCGGUGACACGUUUGAACUGUUCAACACCAUCAAUAAGUGCAAUGACGUCAUCAGAAACAAGGAUGAUUCUCCCAGCUACCUGCCAACCAGACUGGCUGCCAUCACUUGUCUGGGUGCCAUGUAUGAAAAACUUGGCAGAAUGGUCGGCAGGUCCUUUGAAGAAACAGUACAGAUUCUCAUAAAAUCUCUUAAAAAUGCUGAGUCUCAAGGUCGAUGUGAGAUCAUGAUGACCUUGGAAAAGGUGGUGGCGGGCCUGGGGUCUGCAGGAGGGUCCUGUCACAAGGACAUCUACAAGGCGGCCCGGCAGGCCAUGACAGACCGAGCGAUGUCUGUGCGAGGAGCAGCUGCCAAGUGCAUGUAUCAACUGGUCAAUGAGGCUCCCUUCAUGUACACCAAUGAGCUGGAAACAGUGGCCUCCCUUUGUUUCCGAGCUCUGGAUGGCUCCAACUAUGAUACCCGCUGUGCUGUUGCAAAGCUCCUUGGCAACCUGAUGGCCACAGCACAAGCCCCUCGACAACCACAAGUGAGAGGGCGAUCGGUAAAGUUGAUGGAUGUUCUGAACAUCCUAGCUGCGGGUUUCCUUCGAGGGGGUAUUGGCUUCCUGAAGGGGUCUACUGCCGGGGAGAUGAUCAAGGGGACUGGCAAUGUCAACAGGGAGAUACGUGUUGGAGUCACACACGCAUACGUGGAGUUCAUCAAGUGCAUGGGCGGCCUGUGGCUGGAGAGGAACAUCUCCGUCUUCCUGAACCACAUCCUGGAGGUUGUCGCUAAUCCAAGGGCCACUCCAUCGCACGUAGACGCUGUGUACGCCAGAAAGUGUGUCCUCUUUAUAAUCCGCUCGGCCAUUGGGGGCAUGCUUGGAGAAAAAGCACAGAUAGCAGCAGCCAAAGAGAUAUGUCAGAUCAUCAUCAAACAAAUGAACUCAGUUGGUGAAGCUACCAUCGACGCUGCUGAAGGGAAAUCCCAGGGUGCAGACCUCACCGCCAGUCAGCAUGUGUUGGUGUGUGCGCUACAUGAACUCGGCAGUCUGGUGCUCAGGCUGGGCAGCUCAGCAAGUCCACUUGUUGCUGAGCCUGCUACAGGUAUCAUUGAGCCAGUGGUGUCUGUGCUGAUUCAUCCAAGUCAUGCAGCCCGUCUGUCAGCAUCCUGGUGUCUGGGCAGCAUAGCUGUAGCGCUGCCGUCACAGUUGACGCCCCUGCUGGACCGGUGUGUGGAGAGGAUGGAGAAGCUAAAGUCGUCCCCGGAGGCAGUGUCCGGCUACAGCAGCGCUCUAGCAGCACUUCUUGGAGGGGUCUACCAGUGCCCUCUAGGCAUUCCACAUGCAAAAGGAAAGCAAAUCUUCACAAUAGCAGAGGAGUUGUUGAGGACAGCGUCCCAGAACAGCCGUUUGUCUCUGCAGAGAACCCAGUCAGGCUGGCUUCUGCUUGGCGCCCUCAUGACUCUAGGUCAGUCAGUCGUCAAGAACCAUCUUCCCCGAAUGUUGCUGUUGUGGCGGAAUGCCUUCCCACGAUCCAGUCGAGAGCUGGAGUCGGAGAAGGUGCGGGGUGACGCCUUCACGUGGCAGGUUACGCUGGAGGGAAGAGCCGGUGCUCUUGGAGCUAUGCACAGUUUCCUUCUGUAUUGUCGGGAGUUGGUCACAGAAGAUGUCAUUCGCCGUCUGCUUGCACCGAUGGAGUGUGCAUUGCUGAUGUUGUCUCACCUGCCUAGCAUCAUCAAGCUGUAUGGCCCCCACUUAAAGGCCAGCGCUGCCAUGGUGAGACUGAGGGUGUACGACGUGUUGUCACUGCUGCCGCCAGAGUCUUUUGAUGGAAUGUUCCCAAUGUUGUUGCGGGAGCUGGUGGCAGAGUUUACCUUGACCGACAAUCCAGCAACAACAACGACUUCACUGCUGCGAUCCAUGUGCCACGUUGAUGACAGUGUCAUACUAGGGUCAUGGCUGCAAGAGACGGACCACAAGGCCAUUGAGGACCAGAUUGAACCUAAUCGUAGGGUGGAUAAGGAGUUCCUGCAGCCAAACAGUGCGUCUGGUUCGGGGGCUCUGGAACAUGAUGCACAGUAUCUUUAUGCAAGAUGUCCUCCGAGUGAUCCCGUACCAGGACCAUUGCCACUAGGUGUCGCUGUCAUCGACAGUUCUGUACGGUUGUAUGGGUUCAUCUUCCCCCGAGUAGCACACAAACAUCGUUAUCAGAUGCUCAACCACUUCAAUGAAUGUAUCAAACAAGCUAAAUCAUCACGACAACAGGCCGUACAGAUGAACAUCUUCACUGCAGUGCUGUGUGCACUGAAGAGUCUGUCUGAAACAAAGACAAGCAUUGGAACAGAUGAUGUAAAGAAAGCAGCCUUUUCCCUUAUCAUGGGUGCACUGAGCAGUGCCAACCCCAUCUUGAGGUGUGCAGCUGGCGAAGCCCUGGGUCGAAUGGCCCAGGUCGUUGGGGACAGCAGGUUCAUAGCCGAGAUGGCACAGUACAGCUUUGAUAAAUUGAAAUCUGCAAGAGAUGUUGUGAGUCGGACAGGUCACUCCCUGGCUCUGGGCUGCCUCCACCGUUAUGUAGGGGGAAUGGGGUCCGGCCAGCACCUCAACACCAGCGUCAGCAUCCUCCUGGCUCUAGCACAGGACUUCAACUCACCUGUUGUACAGGUGUGGACGCUCCAUGCCCUGGCACUGAUAGCUGACUCCGGUGGGCCGAUGUUCCGGAGCUACGUGGAGCCGACGUUGUCCCUGGUGCUGCAGCUGCUGUUGUCAGUCCCACCGUCAUCCAUCGAUGUUCAUCAGUGUCUGGGAAAAUGUCUGUCAGCUCUCAUCACAUCCAUAGGACCAGAGUUGCAGGGAAACAGCGGGUCUAUUGCGACAGCGCGGUUAUACAGCUUGGUGUGCUGUGCGGUGAUGCAGGACCACCCCGACUCCCUGGUGCAGGCCGAGGCCAUCACGUGUCUGCAGCAACUGCACAUGUUUGCCCCUCGCCACGUCAACCUCACCAGCCUCAUACCCCACCUCUGUGAGAUUUUGACGAGCUCCCACCUGUUGUUGAGGCGGGCAGCUGUAGCGUGCUUACGUCAGCUGGUGACGCGGGAAGCCAGGGAGAUCAGUGAACAGGCCUUGUCCCUGUCUGGUGAAGGGAAGGAUGGGAAGUCAUGUGCCAACAUCACAGAGACCGGCCUCGAGGGGGCACUGUUUGGAAUGCUGGAUACAGAGAUAGAUGGGAAGCUGAUAUCGGAUGUGCAGGACACAAUCGACAGCUUGCUGCAGAAUCUUGCCAUUCCUAAUCUUACACGCUGGCUGAUUCUACUGAAGGAUGUGCUUUCAGCUUCUACUGACACAAGUAGCGCCAGCCCAGGUGAGGAUGAUGGAGGAGAUGACGAUGACGAUGAAGAGAGUCAGGACAUCGAUGUCAGGUUCAAGGCGGCAGAAGUAGAGAAUGCACAUCCUACAGUAGCACCCAGAUGGCCAACACGAGUGUUUGCUGUUGAGUGUUUGAGGAAGAUCAUGACGUCCUGUGAGAGUGGGGAACAUCAGUUUGACCUGGUCAAGGCGAAGGCACUGUCCGAGUCAACAGGCAAACGAUGUUACCUCUGUCUUCAUCUGUCCGACCUGAUCAGGAUGGCUUUCAUCGCAGCAACAUCCGACAGCAACCAGCUGCGGUUGACUGGUCUAGCUGCUCUUGAGGAACUUGUGACAAAGUUUGCAAGCAUCCCAGAGCCUGAGUUCCCAGGUCAUGUGAUUCUGGAGCAGUAUCAGGCGCAGGUGGGGGCAGCCCUCCGCCCCGCCUUCUCCCCAGACACGCCCUCAGAUGUGACUGCUGCAGCGUGUGAGGUGUGCAGUACGUGGAUCGGAAGUGGGGUAGCGCGGGACCUCAAUGACCUGCGGAGAGUCCACCAACUACUUGUGUCCUCUCUCAGUAAGCUGAAGACGGGCAAGUCUCAAGUCUCUCUUGUACAACGAAAGUGCUUCCACCAUGGAGAAACUGGCAGUCAUCAGAGCUUGGGCUGAGGUGUACAUUGUGGCGAUUGACCGUGAGCGAGAGAAGCAAGAGCAGAACAAGGAGAAGAUGAAGGAGGAAUAUAACGACCACAGCGGGGAGUCCCUCCUGAGUCUGGUCCAGCCAGAGUUGUCUACCCUUAGUGAGCA
Molecule: messenger RNA, 4669 nt
Organism: Haliotis rubra (blacklip abalone)
Lineage: Eukaryota; Metazoa; Mollusca; Gastropoda; Lepetellida; Haliotidae
Product: HEAT repeat-containing protein 5B-like
Exons: 30
Coding region: 320-4531 (1403 amino acids)
Biological process (GO): intracellular protein localization; endocytosis; retrograde transport, endosome to Golgi
Cellular component (GO): membrane; endocytic vesicle; Golgi apparatus
Source: RefSeq, a predicted model, not a curated record